AUGAGUCAAAGUGCUUGUGUCAUCUCCCCUGUCAAAGCAGAAUAUCAGCCUAAAGGUAUUUCCGGAAAAGUAGCUGGUCUUGAUGCCUACGUCGUGGGCCCCGACUCUAAGCAUGUGCUUCUUUCCGUGUACGACAUCUUUGGUUUUUGGGAUACGACCAAGCAAAGCGCUGACUUGUUAUCCGAAGCGCUUCAUGUCAAGGUAAUUAUGCCGGACUUCUUCCGUGGAAAGCCGUGGCCUAUGAAUGCGUUCCCUCCAAGAGACGAAGAAGAGCAGAAGGUGUUCGAUGAAUGGUUCGCGACGGUCGCUAGCGUCUCUGAUCGCAAGAAGGACCUCGAUGCUAUCGCCCAGGAGCUCAAAAGCCAAGGUGUCGAAAAGAUUGGCGUAUACGGCUUUAGUUGGGGUGCUAAAAUUGCGAGUCUGGCUGGCUACGAGGGCACACCCUUCACAGGUGUGGUGAUCGUGUACCCUGCCAUGAUGCAUGGUGGCGGCGAGAAGCAGGUGGUGCCCGAGUCAAUCAUGGUGAGUGGUGAGGACAGCAAAUACCUUGGUGUGCCUGCUGCUUUCUUUCCCUCAAAGGACGAGCCGCGUGAUGAAUCUGACAAAUACUGGUCUACGCUGAAGCAGUCGCGCCCCGAGCUGGUGGAAAAGAGCGUGUAUCACUAUUACGAUAUCUUCCACGGAUUUGCUGCUGCGCCUGCCAACUUUCACGACGAGGCCAACCGUGCUGCGGCUACGGAGUUGUAUCAGCGUCUGGCCAACUUUUUCCACACGAUAUUCUAA
This is a messenger RNA of Malassezia restricta, 783 nucleotides long. RefSeq names its product dienelactone hydrolase. Gene Ontology annotation, molecular function: hydrolase activity. Bases 1 to 783 code for a protein of 260 amino acids. The transcript has a single exon. The record is from RefSeq and is a predicted model, not a curated record. Lineage: Eukaryota; Fungi; Basidiomycota; Malasseziomycetes; Malasseziales; Malasseziaceae.